GCGGCUCCCGCUAUCUCCAGCUGAGGUCACUAUAAAAGCAGACGACGCACACGAGCCGUCGCACACACCGUGUCUCAGAUCCACCGAGUUGUCGUCUGACGCCCUCGCCAGAGAAACGCGGCAUGGAGACUGCGAGCACGGCGCACUGGACGGGGGCGGCGGUCGCCCCUGACACCUGCGCCGUGGGCGGCGCCGGGGGAGCGCUGUUCGCGCAGCUGUUGGCCACCCUGGUGCACGCGCAGUGCCUGCUGGGGGACCGCAGCGCCUACCCGCCGGACACGGCGAGCCCGCUGCCGGAGUACGACUUCGUGGUGGUCGGCGCCGGGUCUGCGGGGGCGACGGUGGCCGCCCGCCUCUCGGAGAACCCCGACUGGACGGUGCUGCUGCUCGAGGCCGGCGGCGACCCGCCGCCCACCUCCGACGUGCCGCGGCUCUUCCCGACGCUACAGAAGACCGAGGCGGACUGGCAGUUCGAGACGGAGCCGGACCCCCGCGCGUGCCGCGCCUUCCGCGGCGGCCGGUGUGCGUGGCCGCGCGGCAGGGCGCUGGGCGGCUCCAGCGUGCUCAACUGGAUGAUCCACGUGCGCGGGCCCGUGCAGGACUACGACGUGUGGGCGGCGCUCGGCAACGACGGCUGGGCGUACCGCGACGUGCUGCCCUUCUUCAUCAAGUCGCAGGACGUGGAGGCGGGCGAGCUGCGGCGCCGCCCCCACGCGGCCGCCGUGCACGGCACGGGCGGCGGGCUGCGCGUCAGCAAGUUCGGCCCCGACGACCCGUUCAUGCGCACGCUCAGCGACGCCGCCAGGGAGGCGGGCCACAGAGUCGUCGACGACUUCAACUCGGACGGCUAUCUCGGUUUCACAAACAACUUCGGUACGGUGCGGAACGGGACCAGGUGGAACGUGGCUAAAGCGUUCCUGGUACCGGCGAAGAGCCGAGAGAAUCUCCACGUCGUGAAGCACGCACACGUCACCAAAGUCCUCGUCGAUCCCGCGACGAAGCAGGCGUACGGAGUCCAGUACCUCAAAGACGGGAAAGAGCGCGAGGUGAAGGUCGCGAAGGAAGUGGUAGUGUCUGCGGGAGCUGUCAACACGCCACAAGUUCUGAUGCUGUCCGGUAUCGGGCCGAAGGAACACUUGGAGGAAUUGGGAAUACCGGUGGUGAAGGACCUAGUCGGAUUCAACCUUCAAGAUCAUACCAUUUACACUGGACUCGUGUACCUAAUAGAGAAUUCCGAGCGAGAUUUGGAGAGUAAGAAGAAUCAGGUGCUUCAGGGCGCUUUCGAGUACCUGACGAACAGGACGGGUAUCCUGUCCAACACCGGCCUCACCAGCUACCAGGGCUUCGUGAGGACGGACAGCGCCCCGGACGACGACGAGACCUACCCGGACAUCCAGUACCACUACGCGCGGUUCGAGCCGAGCUUCGAGGAGUGGACGGAGGCGUUCCUGGAGGCGGGCAGCUACGGCGACGAGUACCGCACGGCGCUGCGCCUGCUGGCCGAGCGCCACGACGUGGUGCUGGUGCUGCCCACGCUGCUGGGGCCCACGAGCCGCGGCCGCGUCGCGCUGCGCAGCCCACACCCCGCAGACCCGGUCGCCAUCCACGCGGGCUACUACAGCGACCCCAGGGACUCGGACAACAUGCUGGCCGGCAUCCGGCUGGCGCACCGCCUGGGCACCACGGAGGCGAUGCGCCGCGCCGGGGUGCUCGUCAGGGACGUGCCCGUGGCGGCGUGCGCCGGGCUGCCGCCGCUCACCGACCAGUACUGGCGCUGCGCGCUGCCGCAGCUCACCACCACGCUGUACCACCCGGCCGGCACCGCCAAGAUGGGGCCCGCCGCCGACCCCGACGCCGUCGUCGACGCGCGGCUGCGCGUGCACGGCGUGCGGGGCCUGCGCGUCGCCGACGCCUCCGUCAUGCCGCUCGUCGUCAGGGGCAACACCAACGUGCCCUCCGUCAUGAUCGGCGAGAAGUGCGCCCACAUGGUGGCAGAGGACUGGCGCCAGCAAUGACGGCCGCUGUCGCCCUAGUCUCGUGAAUUUUUAACUGCACGCAGUGUUCACCUUGUGACGUACCGCACCUACAGCUACCCCCCACGUUCGAAAGACUCCGGCACCACCCACCACCACACAUAUCUGCAAACGACUGGGUCAGUGGUCGACUGUAAAAUGCUAACCCUGUAAGGCGAAAGUCGUAUUAUAAACACACAGCGUCAAGCAUCUCCAACUGUUCGUAUCUGAAACACACACUGCCAUUCAUAGUGACAUCGACGCCAGAAAAUAAACGGAACCAAAACAUAAUUUACGGGCAACACUGAAUUUAAGUUGGGCUUCUUAACCUGAACACAUAAAGAGUUGUCCUCUCACCAGAAUACAGCGACAACACAUAAUAUCCUCAUAAUACAAUAAAACGGUAAAUAUUACUCGAAAGCAAACGCUAAUAGGAAUUAUAGGGGAAACACCUUUUCUUUUAUCUUUCUUAAAGAUCACAAAGAUGUCAUGCAAAUGGGUUUGGUGCUGAACAAUUUACUGCUACAGUUCUCUUACCUAUAAUGAGACCUGCCGCAAUAUUCACUUACCAACUUUAUAUUAUUACUCACACUGCGAAUAAACCUUAUGUUUCUCUUACUAACGUUCUUUGAAACUGAUAGCCUCUCCUUGCAGUUAGUUUCCUCCUUUCUAGGGACAGAAUUCCUCUUUCUCUCUAGAAAACCUGCUGCAAGCCCCCUUCAACUUUCGCUGUGACAGCUACUCCUCUGAGGAGUCCACCGCCACAGUGACAGCUCUUGCUACUUCCUCGGUCCCCUCCACACCCGCCACCACUCACUUAUCGCACUCAGUACCCCACCCCACACACCGCACUCAUUUAUGAUCAGCCACUGUGCUGUCGCUUGGUACACUAUCAAAUUUCUAAACAACAACGCCAACAUACUCCCGUCCUACUUCGCUGUCGAGUAAGAUCACUUUAGUUUCUCGCUUUCGUCGUACUCCAGAAGCCACAGAGACUGCUUAUCAAAGGAGCAGCAGCAUUUUGCAGCCGACGACCCAGAGGCUUUCGGUGCACAGUAUCAACCACGAUGACCCCAGGGCCACUGUGGUGUCACAGCUAUUCCCAAUACAGAAUUUGUUUCUUCAGUUCCAGUCUACGAUCACAAAAGUUGUCGUCGUAGUAUUGGUUUCAUCCCAUGAUCUUCAGAUGUGUUUAAAAUAUACCCUAUUUUACCAGAGGCCAUAAAGGUUUCACAGUCAACACUACUAGUCAGUAAACUUUAGUGAGGCCAGAAUUCCCAAUGGCACAGCAAUCGACCGAGCGAGAGCAGCUAAGCGAGGUUUCUGGCUUUCCCACACCCCUGAACAAUGGACUCGCAGGUCACACUCUCACACUGAGGACCACGGCAUCGCCCAGGGAGACGUUACAUUUCUUGCAGCCGAAUUGUGGCCGGCGUCAGUUACAAAAGUGUGCUCAGCGUUUCCCCAGCGGCCUUUAACCGUAUCGAGCUCUUUGCUGCCACCAAGCAAUUUACUACCAUCACAGCAAGCAGUAUCUCCAGCUGAAAAAUUUAAUUAAACCUCCUUAAUGCUAUCGCUAUCCGUUGUUCUACGAAUUUCUCAAAUUACUGAUUAUUAUUACACAAAUACAAGAUCACGAAGAGACAUGGGCUUCCUCCUUACAGCGGAAGUGACUGCUGGGUCUCACAGAACGAUGUUGGUGUAGGUACCAGGAGGUUCACGAUCCCAGCAAUUGAGCGCUCUAGCGAAAUGUUGUAAUGUUGCUCUGAUGUCUUCCAGUGUGUCUAAGCCUGUGUGGAGUCGUAUUAUUGCCUUCCUGCACGAAUUCGCAGACAGACUUGAGACAUCUGGAAUUACUUCUUCGGCAGCUACCUUCCGCAAGUGUGUAGACAGAUAAGUCAAUUACAAAAAUAUUAAUUGCAAACUGUAUGGCAAUCAUAUAUAAUGAUGAUUUUCUACAUGAAUUUCAAUUUUACUGGUGUGUGUGCAAGUUUUAAUAUGUACUCAGUUUAUAUUUUUCAAAAUAAAAGUGUCAAAAUAUA
This is a messenger RNA of Schistocerca gregaria, 4054 nucleotides long. Its product is annotated as glucose dehydrogenase [FAD, quinone]-like. Gene Ontology annotation, molecular function: oxidoreductase activity, acting on CH-OH group of donors; flavin adenine dinucleotide binding. The record is from RefSeq and is a predicted model, not a curated record. Lineage: Eukaryota; Metazoa; Arthropoda; Insecta; Orthoptera; Acrididae.